CAAAACCCAACUCUUCUUUCAAGGUGAGAAAUGGCACGCAAGAAGAUCCGAGAGUACGACUCCAAGAGGUUGUUGAAGGAACACUUCAAGAGGAUCGCUGGCCGUGAAUUGCCUCUCAAAUCUGCCCAGAUUACCGAAUCAACUGAUUUCAAUGAGCUACUUGAGAAGGAGACUUGGCUCUCUACUUCCAAGUUGGUUGUCAAGCCUGACAUGUUGUUUGGAAAGCGUGGGAAGAGUGGUUUGGUUGCCUUGAACCUGGAUUUCGCCCAAGUCGUCACCUUUGUGAAGGAGCGCCUAGGCAAAGAGGUUGAGAUGGGUGGCUGCAAAGGACCCAUCACAACAUUCAUUGUCGAGCCCUUCAUUCCCCACAAUGAAGAGUUUUAUAUUAACAUCGUCUCAGAUAGACUUGGGAAUAGCAUAAGCUUCUCAGAGUGUGGAGGAAUUGACAUUGAGGAGAACUGGGAUAAGGUCAAGACCAUAUUUGUCCCAACGGGAGCUUCCCUUACACCAGAUGUAUCUGCUCCACUUGUUGCAACCCUUCCCUUGGAGAUUAAGAGCGAAAUUGAGGACUUUAUCAAGUCCGUAUUUGCUCUAUUUCAAGAUCUCGACUUCACUUUUCUGGAGAUUAAUCCUUUUGCAUUGGUUGAUGGAAAGCCAUAUCCUUUGGAUAUGAGAGGCGAGCUGGAUGACAUUGCUGCUUUCAAGAACUUCAAAAAGUGGGGCAAUAUUGAAUUUCCAAUGCCAUUUGGAAGAGUUAUGAGUCCUACAGAAAAGUGA
Rosa chinensis is the source of this 777-nucleotide messenger RNA. RefSeq names its product ATP-citrate synthase alpha chain protein 1. Gene Ontology annotation, biological process: succinyl-CoA metabolic process; tricarboxylic acid cycle. Gene Ontology annotation, cellular component: succinate-CoA ligase complex. The coding region runs from base 31 to 777 and encodes 248 amino acids. The record is from RefSeq and is a predicted model, not a curated record. The transcript is spliced from 8 exons. Gene Ontology annotation, molecular function: succinate-CoA ligase (ADP-forming) activity. NCBI's taxonomy places the organism in Eukaryota, Viridiplantae, Streptophyta, Magnoliopsida, Rosales, Rosaceae.